Molecule: messenger RNA, 1518 nt
Organism: Rotaria sp. Silwood2
Lineage: Eukaryota; Metazoa; Rotifera; Eurotatoria; Philodinida; Philodinidae
Source: the annotation of a GenBank genome assembly
AUGAUCGAAUUCGUUCCUACGUUUACUGCUGAUGCGACAGAAAUUGAUUGGAAACAAUGUGGUGAUUUCGGUCUCGAGAAAAUAGAUGCAGAAGAUGUUGAAUGUGGUUUUCUAUCAGUUCCUCUCGAUUAUACACAUCCUAAGGGUUCAAGAAUACAAAUCGCCAUUUCACGUAUAAAGCACAAAGUAUCAGCUGAUAAAUUUCAAGGAGCCAUUUUGGUCAAUCCAGGUGGUCCUGGUAGUUCUGGCCUCUCAUUAGUCACUAUAGGUUCAGCGCUUCCAAAAACAGUGAGUGAUGCCUACGAUUGGAUUGGUUUCGACCCGCGUGGUGUAGGCUCUAGUAAACCGGCUCUUUAUUGCAUGCCUAAUUAUCAUGACGGUCCGACGCCAGAUUAUAUUCCGCGGAAUAAAAAGUUGGAAAAUUUUUGGUUAAUGCGCUCAGAAAGUUACGCUAGGGCUUGCAUCAAGAACAAUUCAAAACUUUUAUCAUACAUGACCACAGUCGAUGUAGUGAAAGAUAUGGAAAGAAUUCGAGUCGCUCUAUAUCAAGAUCAAAUCAAUUUCUAUGGACUUUCUUACGGCACUUAUUUAGGUCAAGUGUACGCAACUUUAUUUCCCAAUCGUGUACGACGCAUGAUUUUAGACUCAAGUGCAGAUCCACGUAGUGUUUGGUACAAAUUGAAUAUUGACCAAUGUUCAGGUUUAGAUUACAACCUUAAAAUGUGGUUUCGUUGGUUGGCAAAGUAUAAUAAUGUUUUUCAACUUGGCGAAACUGAAAAUCAAAUAGCAGAAAAAUGGAAUGACGUCGUAAAAGAGUUGGCAAUAAACCCUGCUAAUGGUACAGUUGGACCACUGGAGUGGAUCGGCGUUUUCACGCCAGUCACAUAUAGUCAGUUGCCAUGGACUUUAUUUGGAGUCAUUUUUUCACGUUGGAUUAAUCAGAAGGAUUUUUCCGGACUCUUCAUCUUUCAUAAAAUGCCUAAUAAACUGAUGGUUGAUAACAAAUACGCUGUUUAUCUCUCUGUUAUGUGUUCUGAUGCAAAGUGGCCACAAAACUGGAAAAAUAUACGUAUAGAAAACUGGCUCACUUUUAGGAAGGCUCCCAUCUUUACAUGGUUCAAUGCUUGGCACAAUGCACCUUGCCAAUAUUGGCCUCAAAAGGUCAGCAAACCGGUGCACGUAAACGGAAGUAACGUUGGUGACAUUUUACUCAUUAUUGGAACACUUGAUGCACCAACACCAUUUGAAGGAAGUCUCGAAGUUCGUCGACGUUUUCCACAUGCAAGACUUAUUGCUAAGCCUGGCGGAAUGGCGCACGCUCUGCAGCCUGGACACAACCCAUGCGUUUCUACUUGGAUUGCAAAGUACCUAGAAUCGGGUGAUCUCCCAACGCGCAAGUCUUACAAUGGUCCCGAUGCACUAUGCCCUCCAAUGCCAGAGCCUAAUCCAGAAAUAGAUGAACAAAAUAUGCAGGACGAAAUAGACGUUGUUCAACGUGAACGAUUCUAUCAAUUUUGA